Cladocopium goreaui is the source of this 2937-nucleotide messenger RNA. NCBI's taxonomy places the organism in Eukaryota, Dinophyceae, Suessiales, Symbiodiniaceae. The record is from the annotation of a GenBank genome assembly.
AUGUCGAUGCUGCACGGCUUAAUUGUGCACAGGGAGUGGUUGCCACGCCUGAUGACUGGGGAGGUUGCAUGUGUAGUCAAAGCUUCAAAAACUCCGCGGAGAGGACCUGUUUAUUUGGUAGAAAGUGGCACUGGUAGAGUAGCAGCGACAGCCACCCUCACGGAGGUGAGACAAUUCAACAGCACCGAAAAAGCCAACCCAAUUAUCAGAGAGGAGUGUGGUGAGCCUGCCCUGCACUCUGCUUUUGGAUGGUUUUUUUCUGAUGUUGCAACAGAGUCAACCGUCGCGGCUGUACCGUCUGCUGCUCGCCACGGUCGCAAGUGGCUGUCCCCUGAGAUCAUGGCUGGGCAAGUUCCUGUCGCGAAGCAGCGAGCACCUCCCUCCAAUCGCGGGUGGCCGAAGAAAUUUCCCCGAAAGCCUAGAGCCGACAAACGGACUGGCGAGCUGCAGCCAAAGCUGACGUUGAGAAAGGUGCCCUCAGCGUCAGGAAAGAAAAAGAAAGGAAAAAACAAAGGAAGAAAAUGCAGGUUGCCAGCCAAUACCCCUGCUGCAGAGGUGACCCCGGAUGGCACCCGCGGUGGAGACCAGAGCCUUGCUUUCCGUUUAGCUGCCGGACGCACUCACCGCCGGCUUUUGCAUCUGUCUCGAAUGCAUUUGUUUCACCAGCCAACGAAUGUGGAUGCGCCUAUCCAGCCGGCAAGCGGUUUGGCAGCAUAUCGGGACCAGCAAUUAGUGUACAUUCUCAGCACGCACAAUGCCAGAGGCAAGCCCAUGAGUGAUGUCUUACCGCUCCAUGAGACCACCAGUGGCCACCAUACAGCCUUUAGACGGGAGGUUAUGACUUGCCCGCAGAAAGAGCUGCGCAUGGUUGGGUGCAAGGUUUUGAUUCCAAGGAAGAAGACUGCGCGGCGAGGGCGGCUGCAUUUUGAUGUCCGAGAUGCUGCCGCGGGGACGGCUAAGGAGUUGGUCUUGCAUGCGGAGACGGAAGGAACGCAGCAGUCACCAUCUGCGUGCACGGAACAUGCGCCUACCAAGAACAGCUCAGGGAGAUGUGGCGCAGCUGCCGCAGGGACCGGAGACCAAGCUACUUCUGAGAAUGUGACCUUCCGCAUCUGCCCGGCCGCAGCAAAGGCUCAUUCCAAUGAAACCAAGCAUGAGGUCGUGGGCCAAGGGACAGACAUGGCUUGCAAAUACAUUUUAGAUUUACCACUUCCUCAGAUCCUGGACGUGCGAUCGUUUCGAUGUCGUACUUGCCUCAAGUACUUCCCUGUUCAAAUGUCAGACAUCAAGCGACACUUCCCAGACAUGCUGGUUUCACGCCAAAAAAAGAGCCGCAAGGUCAUGUUCUCCCCUCGCUUCUUGAUGUUGAUCCUGGGGAAAUUCGCGGAAACAUUCAAUGCCAACGCUGUCAAGCGAUUUGUGCUCGAUCUGUAUUUGGCCAAUUCCGUCUACAUCAAUCACGCUGACAAGGCGUUCUAUGCAGUGGAAUCCUUGCCGCGAAAAUUCGCCCUGCGAACUAUUUUGCGGGAUGCUCUUCUGUCCUAUUUGCCUCCUUUAGUCAGCCAUGUGGAAAAACAUGUGCACGUUUACAGUGGAUCAGCCAUUCGAGGUGACGGACAUUUCAAGGUUGCGUCUCGUAUCUUGCCCCAGGAAAAAAUCAAUGUGAUCUAUGCUUGGAUUGGCAUUGACGGUGCUUUGCUACGCCCUCCGGCAGCAAUGGCAGGAGAGACAUGGCCAGACAUCAGGCCGCACUUGGAAGAGUUGGUGGCAGACAUCAUCAGCCAUCGGAAGGAAGCGGGCCUGCCAGGGAAGGCUUGCUGCCCAGCAUUUCAUGCAACCGAUUCCUAUAGUAAGCAUCGCUUGAAAUUGGGAAGUCUUUACACCCGCUCGCUACCUGUUGGCCUGCGACCUGUCUCCAGUACGCCUAAAGGGCCCGCGCAAUCCAUUGAGGUUGGUGCGGAAGAAUGUCCGACGCUGAUCACUGGCGAUCCAGCUCAUGAUUGCUUUGCCUUGCGACGCAUCGUCUCUAUCAAAUCUGCUGAUGCGGGACCUUUCCUCGCCGCCCACAGGGACCUGAUGGAGCGGUUAAGUCUACCGCCUCCUCCAAGCCCAUCAUUUGCCCAGUGGGACGGGAAGGUGCAGGAGUUGCCUGAGGACGGACCUUGUGCUCUUCCCAAGUGUUCUUCAAGCUCUUUGCCAAAGAUCCAGGAAUUUCUCCAGCAACCUUAUGCUUCUGAAGCAAGCACUUGGCGGGCUGUGUUCGCAAGAGCACCCCCGCGUGCAGUGGUAUCGGCCUGUCUCCGCAGCUUGCGUGCAGGCAAGGUGGCUUCCAAAGGGACCACAGCCGAGCUUCAAGCAACGCAACUGCAUGGUACCAUGCAGCGCUGGAGUUACCGAUGCAAAAAGGAAUUCAAGACGGAAGCUCGGCGAAUUUUGCGAUGGUGGUCUCAGCCUGUGCGCCAGGCAGCAGUCUUUCGCAAGCGAAUCUUCAGAGAUGGUCAGAAGAGGUAUUGGGCCCGCCCAAGUAUCGUAGUUACUAAGAAGGUGCGUGCGCACUUCAAGAAGCUGGUGAAGAAGCUUCGCGUUGAAGGCUUUUUCAAAUGGCAGCAGGCAGCUUUGGGGACAUUAGAAGCACAGAUUCCGGUUCAAUCGGGUACCAUUCCCGUAGAGAGGUUCUGGUCGACUCUGUUGACGUACAUGCCGGAAUCUGCCCAAUACAUCAGUUUGAAGUGGUAUCAAGUUUUGGCAUCCUUGGCGUUCAUCAAGUUCAACUUCCAGCAUUUUGCUGGAACGUCUUUGGCUGGUGUGUCUGAAGAGGACGCCGAAAUGCAGUCCAAACUAGACACAGCCAUGAUGUUGGCCCGUGCGCUACAUGAAAGCGAGACAGCUUGGAAUGCUAGUCAUUUGCAGACGGUCUUCGAUCCUUUCCGGGACUGA